Molecule: messenger RNA, 696 nt
Organism: Striga hermonthica
Lineage: Eukaryota; Viridiplantae; Streptophyta; Magnoliopsida; Lamiales; Orobanchaceae
Source: the annotation of a GenBank genome assembly
AUGCUUACGAGCGACAUACUUCCAAACCAGACCAUAUACAUCAAGAAUCUGAACGAGAAAGUCAAGAAAGAAGAGUUGAAGAGAUCUCUUUAUGCCUUGUUCUCGCAGUAUGGAAGGAUCUUGGACAUUGUUGCGUUGAAAACUGCAAAGCUCCGUGGCCAGGCAUGGGUUGUGUUCAGUGAUGUGACAGCCGCAAGCCAUGCAGUACGGCAGAUGCAGAAUUUCCCUUUUUAUGACAAACCUAUUAGGAUACAAUAUGCUAAAUCACAAUCAGACUGUAUUGCUAAAGCAGAGGGUACAUAUGACAAGAAAAAGAAACAAGAGGAAAAAGCUGAGAGAAAGAAACGUGCUGAAGAAGGUCAGCAGACUGCCACAGCAAAUGGUUCCAGAGCAGACACUAAUGGAGGCCCAUCUGCUGCUCCUCGACCAGGGAAACCGGGUACACAAGAAGUGGUCACAGAGCCCAAUAACAUUCUCUUUGUGCAAAAUCUACCGCCUGAAACAAAUAGCCACACUCUAGAAGAGGCUUUCAAAAAGUUUGAAGGCUACAGAGAAAUUCGUAUGAUCGAAGCAAAGCCGGGUAUUGCCUUUGUAGAAUAUGAAAACGACUCCUGGGCCUUGGCUGCCAUGGAGAGCCUUCAGGGCUUUAAUAUCGCUCCCCAGUAUCCAAUGUUCAUUACGUAUGCUAAAAAAUAA